This is a messenger RNA of Symbiodinium sp. CCMP2456, 2226 nucleotides long. The record is from the annotation of a GenBank genome assembly. Lineage: Eukaryota; Dinophyceae; Suessiales; Symbiodiniaceae.
AUGAUGGUUCCCAAUGGCACGAGCGUGUGGUUGUUGAGCCAGUUGGGUGCGCAGCUGGGCACUCUAUUCUUUUCGGACAUGCAAAACGGUAUUUGUUGUCCAAUGCUCGAGAUGAUACCCAUCCUUCAUGCAGUCCACCUGACAAUUUCCAAGAAGAUGACACACAAGAGUCCUCCAGAGGUGCAGGCCACCUGCGUUGCAAGCUGCUUCCUGUGCACGGCCAGCAUCGGGAUGCUUUUGUUGCUAGGAACGCGCCUGGGCCUCGCCAAGUAUCUUCGCGCUGUGCCUCUCAUUGUGUUAAAAGGCGCCUUGUUUGGUGUGGCGAUCUUCUUGAUUUCAAGCUGUCUGCAUGUUUCUGCGGGUCUCGCCAUACCCCUUGUGGAGACUUGGCGCCACUGGAUGCCUGCAGUGUUGUUGGGAUUGCUCCUCUUCGCGUUGGAUGAGGCCGUACACUCACCCGUUGCGAUUGCCCUCAGUUUGCUGGCUAUUGGCAUUGCUCCUUCUGCUCUUGAUGCGCUAGGUAUCCGUACGAUCGCAGAAUUGCAGCAGGAAACAUGGGUUUUCCAGAGCUCAGCUGCGAGUUCGGCUGCAGACUCUGAAGCUUGGUACUCUCAAAUGUGGGACUUAUAUAGCUCAUGCUGGCAGUACAUCCAUUGGCCUGUCCUCCUGGAGAUGAUGCCGACCGUGCUGGGCAUCGCAGCUUCCGCAUCCUUGUUAAUGUUGAUGGACCUGAAGGCCGUGGAGCUGCUGACGGAGCGAGAGUUUAGCUUGGACAAGGAGCUUCGCAGCAUCGGCUUCAGCAACCUUCUGAGUGCCCUUCUUGGAGGUGGUUGGCCUUGCUACAUUCUGUGCUCCUUGAAUGUGACAUGUUAUCGAUUGGGUGGCAGGUCCAAGUUUGUGGGGACUUGUCUUUCUUUGGGUGCAAUCCUUUGCCUCUUUGUAGCUUCCAAACUUCUCUACCGACUUCCGCGAGUGCUGCCGGGAAGUUUGUUUAUGUGGCUGGGCUUGGUCUUUGUCAAGGAGACCAUCGUCGACAUCUGCUCCAAGCACACGCACAAAUCAGAUGUCUUCAUUGUGGGCGUGAUGGCCUUGGUUGUGAAGUUCUAUGGAUUCAACAACGCCCUUCUAGUCGGAACGCUCCUGGCCAUGAGUUUCUUCACAGUCCGCUACAGCGGCUCCCAGGUGGGGGUCCGCACUUCCGGGGAUGCGCGCUUCUACCGAGCGAUCUGCACGAGGGACUUCACCGAACACUCGGCCCUAGAGGAGUUGGGGCAUCUCAUUGAGGUUGUGCACAUCAGUGGUUUCCUUAUGUUCGCUUCCACCCCGGCUUUCACGGACGCUGUGCGAGAACUGCUGGCUGAUUCGGCUCAUGGCCCGGAAUGGAUACUGCUGAACUGCCAGAAUCUCCAAGGAUUGGAUUAUUCUGCGGCACUGGAGCUGGCCACUUUGGGCCGGAAGGCAGCGGAGAGCCAAAAGCGCUUGGUGAUCACCGAGCUCCAAAGCAGUGUCCAGGAGGUUUUGCAACAGGCCCGAGUGGAGCUAAAGGAGUUGCCUGGCCCAGGCAGCAGUGUGCCUUACGGCUUGUUCUACCAGUCCCAUUACCAGAGUGCUUUGCAGCGCUGUGAGAAUGGGGUGCUGUCUCGCCUAGGCCAGCGUUUACCAAGCAAAUCCCAGCCAACACUUGGGUCCGAGCAGGCCUUUAUGCGUGAAGUGCUGAUGCGCUACUUCGGCGACUUCUUGCCGAAGGACGGCUUGCAGGACAAGGCGCUCGACAGAGCGAUGGGCCUUUUCGAGAAGAAGGUGUUGGAGCCGGGUACUGUGUUGUGGAAUGCCGGCGAGGAGUGCACAAAGUGUGCCUGCGUGGUGGAGGGCACGCUCCACGCCUAUGCACACCCGAGCAGGAAAAGGACAAAACCGUCAAGUCCGCAAAGAAAGGUCUUAGGUGACCUCGGCAAGGAUCGGUUGGUUGCCAUCGCUGGCCCAGGGGAUUUCAUUGGCUUCCUGGCUUUUGUGAACACCUUCCCCUAUGAGCAUACCGCCUUGGUACCUGCAACCCAGGGCGAGGAUGGUGAGGAGCCCGAGUCCACGAGCAUUCUGGUGCUGCAACGGAGCAGGUAUGAAGAGCUCUUGCUGGCCGAUCCAGCUCUUGGUCAAGCUUUGGUGCGAGGUUUCCUGAGACAAAUUAGCUAUGAAUGGCGGGAGCUUUCGCGGUUGUCCGUAUCUUAG